AUGGCCACUGCUAUGGUAGUAACGGAUACAUUUCAUGCAAAGGUUGACGAUAAGGAUUUUGAAAUUUUUUGUCUGAUUUGGCUUGAUGCUAAUACCAAUGCUAAUGAUAAUCGAGACACUGAACAAAAGCUACGCUCCAUUAUCAAUCGUCUCAAGAAAUUUCAACAUGCCAAUGAAUGUCAAAAGUAUAUUGAAGAGCGAUCACAACAUGAACGGGUCGUCAUGAUUGUGAGCGGUACAUUGGGACAAGAAAUAGUUCCUCGUAUUCAUAAACAUCGACAAGUUAUAUCAAUCUAUGUUUAUUGUUUCGAUAAGAAACGUAACAAAGAAUGGGCUGACAAAUACGGAAAAGUAAAAGCUGUUGUUACAGAACUCGAUGAACUCAUUUCUCGAAUUCAAGCAGAUCAUAAAAUUCAGAAAAUGGUAGAAGAACCGUUUUCCAUUAAUGUUUAUAAUAUCAGUGGUGACGCAGGAAAAUCAACAGGUAGUGUUAACGAAGAUAUUAAUGAACUUAUUAAGCAUUGCAAAGAUAUAUAUGAAGGCAAUCAUUUUGAAUUGAGCAACAUUCGUGAAUUUAAAAAAGAUUAUUCAUCUGACAAAGCCUUAUGGUGGUAUUCACGACAAAUGUUUUUUUACAAGACUCUUAACGCAAUACUACGCACUGAAAAUAUACAUAUGAUAUUUUUAUUUCGUAAAUUUAUCGGUGAUAUUCAACGUUUAUUAAUAAAGCAUCAAGUUGAUCGUCGUGUUCGGGUUUAUCGAGGACAAGUGAUGUCAAAAAAUGAACUAGAAGGUCUAAAAAAAUGUCGUAACCAAUUUAUUUCGGUGAAUUCAUUUUUUUCCACUAGUACUAGUUAUCGGCAAGCUCUUUCAUUUCUUAAUAUUCCUGAUGACGCAACUGAUCUUGAACCGAUCAUAUUUGAAAUCGUUGCUGAUCCUAAAAUGGUUGGUACAAAACCAUUUGCUGAUAUCAGUCGACAUAGUGAAUUUCCUGGUGAAUCGGAAAUACUUUUCAUGUUAGGCUCUAUUUUUCGUUUAAACAGUGUCGAGCAUAAUGAUAAUGAUCAAGUAUGGGUCAUCAAAAUGACUUUAUGUAGUGAGAACGAUAGUGAUUUAAAAAACGUCCUAUUAGAUAUGAAAGAACAAGUUGAAAGUGAAGAAAUUAAUCUAUACACAUUAGGAAAACUAGUAUGGAACAUGGGAAGAUUCGAUUUAGCUGAAAAAUAUUUAAAUGCUUUUUUGAAACAACUUCCAACAAAUGAUCCAUUGGUUGGUAAACUGUAUGAAGAUCUUACCAACGUGACAUCGCAAGCUGGUGACUAUGACAAAAGUGUUCAAUGGCGUCAAAAAGCUCUUGAAUUCAAAAAAUCAAAUCAAAAGCUUGUUAGUUUAAGUACUAAUAUCAAAAAAAGUAUUGCGAUAAAUACUAUUAGUUUUGCUGCUUAA
Messenger RNA from Rotaria sordida, 1446 nucleotides. The record is from the annotation of a GenBank genome assembly. Lineage: Eukaryota; Metazoa; Rotifera; Eurotatoria; Philodinida; Philodinidae.